CAAACCAAACCAUAAAAAAAAUAAACUCGUUUCCAUCCAAGUUUGUAAAUUGUAGUGUGUAUGUACUAACUAACGGCCAUAACUGAAGUUUUGUUUUAGCUUCCUAUGUGUAUAAAUAGAUGUGGUUCUUCCCAUGGCCAAAGGGCCUAAAAUCUCUCCUCUUAGCUUCUAAACACAGGGACUCCAUAGUUAAAAUCCACGCUCUCAUGGUCGUAUCUGGAAUCUUCAGCAUUGGAACUUCCAAUGGCCAACUAUUAGCAUCGUAUGAUAGAAUUGGGGAGCUUGAAUUGGCCCGUAAACUGUUCGAUAAAUUACCCCACAGACGUGUAGAUGUUUGGAAUGCUAUGAUCAUCGCAUAUUCACGUAAAAAUUUCCCAGUUGAAGUUGUGAAUCUUUAUCGCAAAAUGAAUUUGGAAGGAGUUAGACCCGAUAGCUCCACUUUUACUCUGGCACUCAAGGCUUGUACCAGCUUGUUGGAUUUGGAAAUGGGUGGAGAAAUUAGAUGCCGAGCGGUUGAAUGUGGAUAUGAAUAUGAUAUAUUUGUUGGGUCUUCUCUUUUGAAUUUGUAUGCCAAGUGUGGGAAGAUGGAAGAAGCAAUGGGAGUCUUUGAUAAGAUGCCAAGAAGAGAUCUUGUUUCUUGGACGACAAUGAUAACAGGUUUUGCUCAGAUUGGUCAUGCCAGUGAAGCAAUUAAUGUUUACCGGCUGAUGCAAAGGGAAGGAAUGGAAGGUGACUGGGUUGUAAUGCUAGGAUUGGUUCAGGCUUGUGCAAAUCUCGGGGACUCAAAGAUGGGUCUUUCUGUUCACGGGUAUAUGAUUAGAAGAGAUCUUCCUAUGGAUGUAGUUUUCCAAACCAGCCUAGUGGAUGUGUAUGCCAAGAUUGGACGUUUGGACCUUGCUUCUCGUGUAUUUGAGAAAAUACGUUACAAAAAUGUCAUUCCUUGGAGUGCUUUAAUUUCUGGAUAUGCUCAAAAUGGUUUUGCUGGAAAUGCACUUGAAUUGUUCAUAGAGAUGCAGAGUUUUGGAUUUAAACCAGAUUUAGUAUCACUCGUGAGUGCACUUCUAGCAUGUUCUCAAGUUGGAUUUUUGAAAUUAGGGAGGUCAAUACAUGGAUAUAUCGUGCGAAAGCUUGAUUUUAACAAAGUUUCAGGCACUGCUGUGAUUGACAUGUAUUCAAAAUGUGGAUCCCUUUCUUGCGCACGAGUCUUGUUUGAUCAGAUAAGUACUAGGGACUCAAUUUCUUGGAAUGCAAUGAUUGCUAGCUAUGGAAUCCAUGGACAUGGCAAGGAAGCCCUCUCACUCUUCCUCCAAAUGACAAAGACAAACUUGAAACCAGACCAUGCAACUUUUGCUUCUCUUCUUUCAGCCUUAAGUCAUUCAGGUCUAGUAGAAGAAGGUCGAUACUGGUUUGAUCUCAUGGUUAAUGACUUUAAGAUCCAACCAAGUGAGAAGCAUUAUGCUUGUAUGGUCGAUCUUUUGGCUCGAGCAGGACUGGUAGAAGAAGCUCAUGAUUUGAUAGGUUCCAUGACAAAUGAACCAGGGAUUGCUAUUUGGGUUGCUCUCUUAGCAGGUUGCCAAAUUCAUCGGAAGCUGUUGAUAGGUAAGAUGGCCGCAAAGAAGGUUCUUGAGUUAAACCCGGAUGACCCUGGAAUUUAUGCUCUGGUUUCGAACUUCUUUGCCACAACAAGGAACUGGGAAGAAGUAGCUGGGGUGAGGAAGGUCAUGAAAGAAACAGGGAUAAAGAAAGUACCUGGUUACAGUGUUGUGGAAGUGAGUGGGGAGCUCCAUGCAUUUGUUAUGGAGGAUAAGAGCCAUCCACAAUAUGAACAAAUUGUGAAAAUUUUGGAGAAGCUAGAACAAUAUAUGAGGGACAUGGGUUAUGACCCAAUACUGACUUUGUGUUGCACGAGCUUGAAGAGGAAGUCAAAGUGAGGAUGCUGUGUAAUCACAAUGAGAGACUUGCUUUUGGGCUCUAGAACAUAGCACCAGGAACUAGUUUAGUGAUCAUGAAAGACCUUAAGAGUUUGUGGUGGUGCUGCCAUGAAGCAACUAAGUUCACCUCAAAAAUUGUGAAAUGCGUAUAGAGAGACGUUGUGUAGUAUUUGAAGCAAUUUCAUCACUUCAAAGAUGGAGUUUGCUCAUCUGGUGACUAUUGGUAACAAAGGCAUGCAAAGGAUAGUGUUCGCUUUGCUAGGUUUGCAUCUCAACUCUCAAACCAAAGGUGUACCAUGCAAAAAAACAUUGUCACAUGCGAUAAGCUGAUGGCUGAAAGAUGGGGUGGAUAUUGCAACUUCAAAGGAAUGUCUUGAAGCAGCAUAACACCAAGAGACAAUGACUUAUAAUUACCUAAGCCUACCUACUAGCAUUGGCCCUUUUUCUUUCCAUGUGGCCUAGACGCACAGGCUAUGCUCUACAAACAAGGGUUGAGGGACCCUAAUACAAUCACUUCAAUUAAAGGAAUGAGUCCAGCAAAUGGAGAAGAAUAUACAACGAUGCUCAAGUAUUUAUAGCAACAGCAAUUGGUGGCUAUUGGAUGGCUCUCAAAGUCGUUUAGUUUGGCUAGUUUUUAGGAAACAAUUUUGAUUUGAAGUAUUCCUCUAUUUCCAUGAUCAGUUUAGGCUGUCAGACCUGUCCUUACAAUUCUAGGUUCUACUUCUGCAACAUUUGAAAAACAGUAAAUGAUAUCAAUUUAUUGUGUCAUGGAUAAGCCUUAUUUUCAGACAUGGGAGCAACCAAACAGGUAGCUAGAGAUCGGGCUGAAUUUGUAGAUUAUCGUCGGAUACCGGUUGGUAGGAAUUUUGUAAUAAUGGGAAAUGGAGCUCAAGAAGAAGACUUAGGAGUUGGUACCUUUCAGCUCAAGUUGCAUACUGGGCGCAACUUGCUCUUUCAUGAUGUGUUUCAUGCACCCACUAUUUGAUAUAAUCUGCUUUCAGUUUUAGCACUUUUGAAGUUAGGUUUUUCUUUCCAUUUUGAGGAUAUUAGUUUUGUCAAUUUAUCUUGGUAGAACGUUUUAUGGUCAUGGUAGUUUGAGGGAUGAUUUCUUUAUGUUAGAUUUAGAAUCAGAAUUGAAUAAUAAUUCCCUUAUUUGU
This is a messenger RNA of Camellia sinensis, 3088 nucleotides long. Lineage: Eukaryota; Viridiplantae; Streptophyta; Magnoliopsida; Ericales; Theaceae. The record is from RefSeq and is a predicted model, not a curated record.